CAAGCUGAAUUGCAAUACCAGAAAGAACUCUUGAGGAUUAAGAAUGAGAUAGAACAAGCUAAGCUGGAAGAAGAAGCUGAGAAAUCAUCAGUGAACCUUGGUAAACUCAAGUUAACGCUACAUGAUGCUGACGUAAAUCGUGAGUUUGGAUUGUCUGGGGCCCAAGAUACAGAUAAAGAAACCCUUUUGAACGAUCCUGAAUUAACUACGGCCGCACCUUCCAUGAAUGAACAUGCAAUGCACUAUCAUGGUUUCUCGUCACUAAAGGACAAGGAGACCGGGUUGUCAGGAGCAAGAUGUCAGUAUAUAAAAGAGCCAGCUCCUGCUGAAGAAACACAACCUUGUAAUGAACAUCCAACCAAUAAACUGGUUAAAUUUGUAACAAGUGGAACUGAACAGAUAAAUCGAGGAGAGUACAAUCAACAGUGGAACUGA
Paramuricea clavata is the source of this 435-nucleotide messenger RNA. NCBI's taxonomy places the organism in Eukaryota, Metazoa, Cnidaria, Anthozoa, Malacalcyonacea, Plexauridae. The record is from the annotation of a GenBank genome assembly.